AAAGUAACCACUUCCACACUAUAAUAACACCAAACUAUUUCUUAUAUUCACUGAGAGAAACAUAACACAUUCUAGAUACAAAUAUAUGUAUCAUAAAAAUUUACCUUUGAACUAAUUACAUGAAGUCCGUGUAACAGAUUUUAUGUUUGGUUUUAUGAAAAUAUAUAUUUGCAGCUGCAACCUGACAUCAUAAAUGAAACAGUUAGGAAUAAACAGAUACACUCACGCACAUUAAAAACGCCCAAUUCAUACAUUUGUUAAGAUGAUAUUUUACAUUUUGUAUGACGUGACUUAAAGCACAAACUACACGUGCAUAGGUCCACAAAAAUACCACAAAAGAAACUAUUAUACUGGAUCGAGUGAAAUAUUAAAAAUAUUUUGUUUGCAACUUACGUAUUCAAAUCAUUGCCAUAUGAUAUGGACGAGGCGUUUUAAAGUCCUUAAUAUAUUUAACAAACUUAUAUCUACUCAUUUUUUUUUCAAUGAUAGAAACAUGCGCACGUAUCUCAAACAUGGCUUCCCUGAACAAUAUUUAUCCGGAUAAGUUAAUUAUAAGAAGAUUAUGGAUGCCGGUGAUGACAAAAUGUCGUACAACAUAUUAAUCGAUGAUAUGAUACAAGAUUUGGGAGGAUGUGGUCGUUUUCAAUGGGCAACUUCUAUAAUUGGGCAAUCUUCAAAGAUUAUUUCUGCUUGGAGUAUGCUUGCCAUGACUUUUAAUGGGCAACAACCCAAUUUCAUGUGCAGAAGUGCAAAUCAAGAAUACUCAAUGACCAGUGAGAAGAGUUUUGAUAAUAUGUGCAGUCCAGAUAACAUCACAGAAUGUGCUGGUUAUGUAUUCAAUGGCGACAUGAAUACUGUUGUUAGUGAGUGGAACCUUGUAUGCAAUACCAAAUGGAUAGCCGCUUUUAUCACCACAAUACAGAUGUUCGGCAUGCUUAUUGGUUGCUUCAUUUCCGGGCAUUUUGCAGACAUACUUUGCCGGAAGCCAACAUUUUUUCUGUCGCUUUUAAUUUUGAUUGCGUUCAAUGUGAUAGCAUACUUUUCCGUAAAUUGGCAAAUGUAUUCGGCUAUCAGAUUUAUUCUUGGCAUCGGUAUGGGUUUCUUCCUGACGGUUCACUACAACAUCAUGACUGAGUUUGCUCUAACCAGAUGGCGUCCUCGUAUAGUGGCAGUUCCAGCUUGGGCGUUUGAAGCAGGUCUGUUUGCUCUUGCAGCAUGGGCAUUGAAGGACUGGAAGAAUUUACAUUUAGCAACUGCUGCUAUUGGCGUACCGUUUUUGCUUACAUAUUGUAUUGUUCAAGAGAGUGCUCGUUGGCUUGUCACCAAGGGACGCUAUGAGGAUGCUGAAAAAGUAUUUUACACGAUAGCCAAAAUAAACGGCAAACCGAAACCAGACACUAGUAAAAUUAUGAAAGAAGCGUCUAAAACUGACUGUUUUAAGACGAGUGUACACUACACUGCUCUACAUCUCUUCAGAACACGAGAACUCAUCAAGACAACCAUUGGCCUUCUGUUCAUAUGGAUGUCAGUUAGUUACUCGUAUUAUGGUCUGACGUUUGGAAUUAACAGUUUGUCUGGAGAUCUGUUUCUGAACAUGUUUAUGAUGAAUAUGAUAGAGACACCUGCUUGUUUCUUAGUUAUGUAUUUUGUAAACAGAUUUGGACGGAAGUACUGUUGCAUGUUUUUCUUUAUGUUUACUGGCGCUUGUGGAAUUGUUGUUGGUAUCAUACAGUAUGUUGACACUCCGCAGCGAGGUGCUGUCACUAAUGUAUUUGCUUUGGCUUCUAAAAUUGGGUUAUCAUGCGGAUGGAUUUGCUUGAUUGUUUAUACAACGGAAUUAUAUCCAACUGUAGUAAGAACAAUUGCCUACGGUCUGCACAAUACAUCAGGAAGAAUUGGAGGAAUGAUUGCUCCCCAAAUUGUGUUCUUGGUACGUACAACGGUUUUAACAUCACCAAAUUUUGACCCUGAAUGAUGAAAUACCAAGGCUGAUGUAUUUUCUCAGCGGUAUUCUGAUCAUUGCUUCAAGUCUCAUUUGCUGCCUGUUCUCGGAAACUAAAGACAAA
Messenger RNA from Mercenaria mercenaria, 2066 nucleotides. Its product is annotated as organic cation/carnitine transporter 2-like. The record is from RefSeq and is a predicted model, not a curated record. Lineage: Eukaryota; Metazoa; Mollusca; Bivalvia; Venerida; Veneridae. Gene Ontology annotation, molecular function: transmembrane transporter activity. Gene Ontology annotation, biological process: transmembrane transport. The transcript is spliced from 10 exons. Gene Ontology annotation, cellular component: membrane. The coding region runs from base 563 to 1975 and encodes 470 amino acids.